Messenger RNA from Trichoderma harzianum CBS 226.95, 1314 nucleotides. RefSeq lists its product as hypothetical. NCBI's taxonomy places the organism in Eukaryota, Fungi, Ascomycota, Sordariomycetes, Hypocreales, Hypocreaceae. Bases 1 to 1257 code for a protein of 418 amino acids. The record is from RefSeq and is a predicted model, not a curated record. The transcript is spliced from 3 exons.
AUGGCUACUGCCACUACUACACAGACUACGGAUCUCUCAGGUGCCCAGUGCACCACCUUGACAUACAUCGGGCACAUAAAAGAGGCUGGACUAUCCUCCUACUGGACCGAGUUUUCUCCAGUCCCAACUCAGGCUUCGGACGAAUCAGACUGGGAAUUGUCUUACAUCGCCAAACCAACGGUGCGACACGAAUCUUCUGACAGCGGACCCCUUGACAUCAACUCCGACUGUCGAACUACUGGCCUUGAAUCCGAAACAUCAGAUCACUCGGAGAAAUGCAAGCCGUCGCUUUGGGAUCGCGCAUACGAUAGCCUUAAGAAAACGGACGGACAGCUAGUUGAAGAUUAUGAAAAGUUGCUCUCUAUGGAGUUUCAAACAAACACGGUCAAACCAAUUGGCCCUCAUGACAAUCUUCAUGAACUACUGAUUACAGCUGAAAAUCGAAUCAAUAGCACGAACCAUAAUGAGGGCCUAAAGCAACUGGAGACAAUCACCACUCGCGGGCUUGAACAAUUGGAAAAUAGGAGGACUAAAUAUACUAUAUUCGGUCACGAGUUCACUCUACGCAACCAGGUAGCGCACGCUACUCAGUUUAUACAAAAACCCCGAAAUGCCAUCCAUGAGGCUGUCAAGGUACCACCUUAUACCUACCUGGCGUGGGCUGGUUUCUGCCUCAUCCUACCUACCUUCAUGAAUCCCGAUAUUGCAGAAGAGGCGAGUCGCGACGGUCACUUGUACGUCACCUCUCGCAUGCAAUUCUACGUCAAAUUGGAAUCGCUAUUAUUACCAAGCGAUAGAUUGCAGGCUUCUGGUUUAAGUGCCGAGCUUGAGGACCGUCUCAUAGAACUUUACAGACAAAUCAUUGAAUUUCGGUUGAAAGUCGUGCGGCGUGUCUAUUUAACACGACUUGUCCGAUUUAAAGAAGACGCCGUACAGCAUGAAGAUUGGAAGGGCAUGGUGGCCAAAAUCCGAGAAUCAGAAAAGAUACUUAGCGAUGACGCCAAGCAAGCCAACGAUGCUGCCAUGGGAAGGGAGUUGGAGAAAAUUAGCAACAACGCGGAGAGGUUUUACACAGAUAUCACAUCUAUUCUGGCCCCUUUGCUCAGAGAUAGUCGCAAGACCUCAGCUGUCACCUUUAUGAACAAUGGUUCAGGCAGUCAAUACAACGCAACAACAGGAGGGGUUCAGAAUAUUGCGAAGGGCAACCGUACGAACUUCUCUGGGGUAACCUUUACAGGGGCUGUAAAUAUUAAUUAGGUUCAAGUUUGUAUAUAAAAAUGAGACUGGAUACCGCAGGUUCAUAUACAUCGAAAG